CUAGAAUGUCUUUUUGGAUAUUUUUGUUCAAUUUUUAGAGAAUUUAAUUUAUCCAAUUUUUUAUUUAAAUUUUCUUCCCCUUUUAAUUUUCCUUCUUCACUUUCUUCUUUUAAAGCCAAAAUUAGGGAAUCUAUUAAUGUUCUUCUUUGUCUUCUUGCAAUUGCCCAUCUUUUAUCACAUUUAUCUGCUUCAUUCGAAAGUUGUUCAGCUAAGAAAGAGCCAAGUCCGCGUAAUCGUGAAAGGCCAUCUAAAGUUUCUUUAUGCCAUUUUUGUUCUAUUUGACUUUCCUGGUUUUCCUUAAAAAUUC
This is a messenger RNA of Meloidogyne enterolobii, 307 nucleotides long. The record is from the annotation of a GenBank genome assembly. Lineage: Eukaryota; Metazoa; Nematoda; Chromadorea; Rhabditida; Meloidogynidae.